AUGGCUGGGGAACUUGUGUCGUUUGGAGUCCAAAAUCUUUAUGACGUACUGAGCGAAGAGUAUGCGCUAUUUCAGGGAGUUGAUGAUCAAGUAGCUGAACUAAAACGUGAUCUAAACUUGUUAAAUUCUUUUCUGAAAGAUGCAGAUGCAAAGAAACAUACAAGUGCGUUGGUGAAUAAUUGCAUAGAAGAGAUCAAAGAAAUUGUUUAUGACGCAGAAGAUAUAAUCGAAACAUAUCUUUUUAACGAAAAAUUUGGAAAAACAAGUGGCGUCAAGAAGCGUAUCAAAAGCCUUCUUUGUGUUAUUCCGGAUCGUAGGGAAAUUGCAUUACAUAUUGGAGGCAUAUGUAGGAGGAUCUCCAAGGUGAUUAGUAAUAUGCAAAGUUUUGGAGUUCAACAAACUAUUGCUGAUGGCGGUUAUAUGCAACCACUACAUGAUAGACAAAGGGAGCUGCGACAAACAUUUUCUAAGGAUUCCGAAAGUGACCUUGUGGGAAUAGAAGAAAAUGUAAGGAAACUGGUUGGAUAUUUGGUGAAGGAAGAUACGUUUCAAGUGGUUUCCAUAACCGGGAUGGGUGGUGUUGGCAAAACCACCCUUUCUAGACAAGUCUUUAAUCACGAGAUGGUUAAACAUCAUUUUGAUGGACUCGCAUGGGUGUGUGUCUCGCAAGAUUUUACCCAGUUAUCAGUGUGGCAAACAAUCUUGCGGUCUCUCAGACCCAAUGAAGAAGAAAAGAAAAUCUCAGAGAUGGCAGAAUCAACACUCCAUGAUGAAGUCUUUCAAUUACUGGAAAGGUCUAAAUCAUUGAUUGUUUUAGACGACAUAUGGAAAGAAGAAGAUUGGGAUCUAAUCAGGCCAAUAUUUCCAUCGAGAAAAGGUUGUUGGAAAGUGCUACUUACUUCUCGAAAUGAGAAUGUUGCAGUACGUGGAGAUAUAACAUAUAUCAACUUAAAACCAGAAUGCCUAUCUACUGAAGAUAGUUGGACACUUUUUCAAAGGAUAGCAUUACCAAAGAAAGAUGCAUCUGACUUGAAGGUUGAUGAGAAACUAGAAGAGAUGGGUAAGCAAAUGAUCAAACAUUGUGGGGGAUUGCCUUUGGCUGUCAAAGUGUUAGGAGGAUUGUUAGCUACAAAAUACACAGUGGUUGAUUGGGAAAGACUAAAUCAGAAUAUUAGAUCUCAUAUCCUGGGAAGAACCAAUUUCACUGACAGUAACAACAGUUCAAUUUACCAUAUCUUGUCUAUGAGCUUUGAAGGGUUACCUAGUUAUUUGAAGUAUUGCUUCCUCUACCUUGCCCAUUUUCCAGAAGAUCAUACAAUAGAUGUAGAGAAAUUGUCUUAUUACUGGGCUGCUGAAGGAUUAUUUAGGGAUUACGAUGGGGAAACCAUUCGUGAUGUUGGAGAUAACUACAUAGGGGAGUUGGUAAGGAGAAAUAUAGUUCUUUCUGAAAGAGAUGAUACAACUUUGAGAUAUGAAACUUGUCAUAUGCAUGACAUGAUGAGAGAAAUUUGUUUGUUUAAAGCAAAAGAGAACUUCCUACAAAUUGUCGGCAACCACUCCCUAAAUGCAAACUCUCAGUUUCAUGGUACAUCUCGCAGAUUUGUCUCCCAUAGUCCUUCUACAUUAGACAUCGAGAGAGAUAUAAGCCAUCCAAAGGUUCGAUCUCUCCUGGUUGUCUGGCAUUUUAAUCAGGAAAGGUGUUUGAUACCAGGAUUAAGCUUUAAGAGGUUACAGCUGUCAAGGCUGUUAGAUCUCCCUGGAGUUCGGUUUGAAGGAGAUAAGUUACCUUCUAGCAUUGGAAAGCUAAUCCACUUACGAUAUUUGAGCUUGGAAGACGCUGUGAUUUGUAAUCUGCCCUCUUCUCUACGAAAUUUGAAGUUGCUGAUCUAUCUUGAUCUACGUAUAUACGAGGAAUAUCUAUUUGUACCCAAUGUCUUAAUGGGGAUGAAAGAAUUGAGAUACCUUGCUUUACCGUGGGAUAUGGGUAAGAAGAAAAAGUUGGAAUUGAGUAAUCUAGUAAACCUGGAGACCUUGAUUUAUUUAUCGACAGAGAACAGCAGUGUAGAGGAUCUACAUGGUAUGACCAAGUUGAGGAUUCUCAGAAUCAGAUUAACUAAUGGGACUAGUUUAGAAACGCUAUAUGCAUCAAUAAGUGGAGCAAGACACCUGGAAAAUCUUGAAAUAAUGUAUGAAGGGUCUAAGAGGAUGAAAGUAGAUGGACUACACUUCCCUGCUCAACUUACAUCCAUUCAUCUAUCUGGUUGUGGUUUGAAGGAGGAUCCCAUGCCAAUUUUAGAGAAGUUGCUAUACUUGAAAGAUGUUGAGUUAAACGAUGCAGCUUUCUGUGGGAGAAAAAUGGUUUGCUCAGGCGGUGGGUUUCCUAAAUUGCACAGACUUAAAAUAUGGAAACUGAAUGAGUUGGAAGAAUGGGUAGUCGAAGAAGGCUCCAUGCCACUUCUUCAUACUCUCUAUAUUAACCAUUGUGAUAAGUUAAAGGAACUUCCUGAUGGGAUAAGACUAAUCACUUCGUUGAAGGAGCUGCGUGUUUCUUCUUUGGGAGAGCAAUGGAAAGAGAAACUAUCGGAAGGAGGAGAAGAUUAUUACAAAAUCCAACACAUCCCUUCUGUUACAUUCUCAAAUAUUUAG
Molecule: messenger RNA, 2646 nt
Organism: Microthlaspi erraticum
Lineage: Eukaryota; Viridiplantae; Streptophyta; Magnoliopsida; Brassicales; Brassicaceae
Source: the annotation of a GenBank genome assembly